Paramacrobiotus metropolitanus is the source of this 4164-nucleotide messenger RNA. RefSeq names its product coatomer subunit alpha-like. Gene Ontology annotation, cellular component: COPI vesicle coat. The coding region runs from base 296 to 3952 and encodes 1218 amino acids. The transcript is spliced from 11 exons. Gene Ontology annotation, biological process: retrograde vesicle-mediated transport, Golgi to endoplasmic reticulum; intra-Golgi vesicle-mediated transport; intracellular protein transport. Gene Ontology annotation, molecular function: structural molecule activity; protein binding. NCBI's taxonomy places the organism in Eukaryota, Metazoa, Tardigrada, Eutardigrada, Parachela, Macrobiotidae. The record is from RefSeq and is a predicted model, not a curated record.
CAUGCAUUGCAAAUCUGUUUUCUGCGUUUUGACGCUUCGUCACUGGAUGUUUUGAAAAUAUAACACUGGAUUGAGAAUACCAGCAACAUUUGCGUUUUAACCGAUAUUAAUCGGUGUCAAUCAGUCAGCGGGAUUUGUGGGAAGGCAGAGCGAUCUGUCUGAAGUGGAGCUGCGUGAGUGGGAGUUAAUCGAGGUGCGCGGAUCGGUGGCGCUCGUGGACCUGCCCAUCGAUCGCAUCCUGUCGGCCUUCCUGCCGCGAUCCCUUUCCUCCUCGGGCCCCCCGCCCAGCAGAAAAAUGCUGACCAAAUUCGAGUCCAAAUCGGCGCGCGUCAAAGGCUUGGCCUUCCAUCCGAAACGGCCGUGGAUCCUGUCCAGCCUGCACACGGGAUCCAUCCAGCUGUGGGACUACCGUCUCACCACGCUCAUCGACAAAUUCGACGAGCACGAGGGCCCCGUCCGCGGCAUCCACUUCCACCAUCAGCAACCGCUCUUCGUGUCCGGCGGCGAUGACUACAAGAUCAAGGUGUGGAAUUACAAACUGCGGCGCUGCAUGUUCACGCUGCUGGGCCAUCUGGACUACAUCCGCACCACUUUCUUCCACCACGAAUACCCUUGGAUUGUCAGCUGCAGCGACGAUCAGACGGUCCGCAUCUGGAACUGGCAGUCACGCCACUGCAUCAGCAUUCUCACAGGGCACAACCACUACGUGAUGUGCGCACAGUUUCACCCCGCGGAAGAUCUUGUCAUCUCGGCGUCGUUGGACCAGACGAUCCGUGUGUGGGAUAUUUCCGGUUUGCGCAAGAAGAACGUGGCGCCCGGCCCCGGUGGUAUGGACAGUGUGCGAACACCGGGUCAGACGGAGCUAUUCGGGCAAUCCGACGCGGUGGUCAAAUUCGUCUUGGAGGGACACGAUCGCGGUGUCAACUGGGCUACCUUCCAUCCCACCAUGAAGCUCAUUGUCUCUGGCUCCGACGACCGCCAGGUGAAGGUCUGGCGUUACAGCCAGGAGAAGGCCUGGGAGAUCGAUUCCUGCCGCGGUCACUACAACAACGUCUCCUGUGUGACCUUCGCUAACAACCAGGAGCUGAUCCUUAGUAAUUCGGAGGACAAGAGUAUUCGCGUGUGGGAGAUGUCCAAGCGGCAGUGCCUGUACACUUUCCGCCGUGAACAUGACCGCUACUGGGUCAUCGCCGCGCAUCCCUCUUUGAACCUGUAUGCCGCUGGCCACGACAACGGCACCGUCGUUUUCAAGCUGGAACGAGAACGGCCGGCUUUCUCCGUAAGCAACAACUUGCUCUACUACGUCAAGGAGCAAUACGUGCGCUGUCUGGAUUUCAACACGGCAAAAGAUGUGGCCGUGCUGCAGUAUCGCAGCAGCGGCCGUACGCCCGUCUUCUCCGCAGCCUACAAUCCCGCCGAAAACGCCAUUCUGCUGGUUACCCGCGGGACGGACAACGGCAUGUACGAGAUCUACAAUUUGCCUAAGGACGCCGGGCAGCGAGAGCCGGAUAUGUCGGAUGGAAAGCGCUCGGGUGGGAUGGCGGCUGUUUGGGUUGCCCGUAAUCGUUUCGCUGUCCUGGAUCGUUCUAAACAGAUUUUAGUGAAAAACUUGAAGAACGAAGAGGCGGGGAAGAAGAUUCAGUUGUCGGGAUGUGAUGAGAUAUUUUACGCGGGCACCGGCGUGCUGCUGUAUAAGGACGGCGACCAGAUGAUUAUGUACGAUCUGCAGCAGAAAGGUCCCCUGGCACAGGCGCGCAUCCCUAAAGUGAAAUACGUUGUGUGGUCCACGGACAUGGCUUACGUGGCCAUGCUCAGCAAGCAUCAGGUGACGCUAUGCACGCGGUCACUGGAGAUUCUGACGACCAUCACGGAAACAGUAAACGUCAAGAGUGGCGCCUGGGACGAGAAUAAUGUUUUCAUCUACACCACCGGCAACCACAUCAAAUACGCUAUUCUCAACGGUGAUCACGGCAUCAUUCGCACGCUGGACUUUGUUAUCUACAUUACACGCAUAAAAGCCAACAACGUCUACUGCUUGGAUCGCGAUGCAUCACCCCGCGUCUUGACCAUCGAUCCCACAGAGUACCGAUUUAAGCUGGCGGUAUCGCAGCGCCGCUACGAUGAGGUGCUGCACAUGGUGAAGCAUUCAAAAUUAAUUGGUCAGUCCAUUAUUGCCUACCUGCAGCAAAAAGGUUACCCGGAGAUUGCUCUGCAUUUCGUCAAAGACGAUAAGACCCGCUUUACACUGGCUCUGGAAUGCGGCAACAUUGACGUGGCGCUGGAGGCCGCGCGUACCAUCGAUGAUAAGUUGUGCUGGGAACGGCUGGCGGAAGCCGCAUUGCUACAGGGCAAUCACCAAGUGGUGGAAAUGGCGUACCAACGCACCAAAAACUUCGACAAACUCUCCUUUUUGUAUCUGAUCACGGGCAACUUGGACAAACUGCGCAAAAUGAUGAAGAUCGCGGAGGUGCGCAAGGAUAGCAGCGGGCAGUUCCGUGAUGCGCUGCUGCUGGGCGAUGUGGGCGAGCAGGUGAAGAUUCUGGAGAACAGCGGCCAGCACAGCAUGGCCAUGUUGGCGGCGCAGACCUAUGGGUUUGAGGAGGCGGCGCAGCGCUUACGGCAGCAUUUCGACGAGGGGGAGAAUGUGCCGGAUAGUGUGGCGGAUGCGGUUGUGUUCCGGCCGGCGCCGCCUAUCCAGCGCUUGGAAGAGAACUGGCCGCUGCUAACGGUGUCUAAAAGCUUUUUCGAGGGGGCAGCCGCGGCGGCUAAGAUCCCUAAGAAUCUAGCGGCCAAUCUGGAAAUGGCCGGGGAUGAGGAAGCAACGGGAUGGGGCGAUGAAGAUCUGUUCGGCGAAGGCGAGGACGCCCAACCGAAAGCCGCAGGAAAAGGAGACGAUGACGAAGGCGGUGGCUGGGAUGUAGAUGAGGAGCUGGACAUACCCGUGGAUGUGGCCCCGGCGGCAGAGACGAAAGAUUCCAGUGGAUACUUUGUGCCGCCACCGCGCGGUCAUUCCCUGCCUCACAACUGGACCCUGCACUCCCAUCUGGCCAUUGAUCACGUCAUGGCCGGUUCCUUCGACAGCGCCUGCCGAUUGCUGCAUGACCAGAUUGGCGUGGUGGAUUUUGAACCGCUGCAAGAGACGAUGUUAUCGCUGUUCAAGCGUGGCCGGGCUGUCUUCCAGCCGCAGUCUGGUGUGCCGGCCCUCUUCGCGUAUCCGCUGCGCAACUGGCAGGGUGGCAAUCCGGCUACCUUUGCCCCGGUACUUGGCGUGCAGCUGGCUGAUCUGGGACGGCGAGUGCAGGUGUGCUAUCAGCUAACCACCGGCGGUAAGUUCGGGGAGGCGCUGGACGGGUUCCGCAAGAUUAUGUGGAGUAUUCCGUUUUUGGCCGUCAACACUCGCGACGAACAAAAGGAAGCAACGCAGCUCCUGGAUAUCUGUCGGGAGUACGCGCUGGGAUUAAGCAUCGAGUUGGCACGCAAAGAACUUGGCAAAGACAGUGUGGAAGAUCAGAAGCGGUCAUGCGAGAUGGCGGCGUACUUCGCCCACUGCAAGCUGCAGCCAGUGCACCAGAUGCUGACGCUGCGCAUGGCCAUGAGUUUAGCGUGGAAGCUGAGCUGCUUCAAGACGGCCGGGUCCUUCGCGCGGCGCCUGUUGGAACUGGGCCCCAAGCCGGAGGUGGGGACGCAGGCGCGGAAGAUUCUGCAGGCGGCGGACGCCAACCCCACCGAGGCGCUGCAGCUGGACUAUGACGAGCACAAUCCCUUCAGCAUCUGCGGCUACUCUUUCACGCCCAUCUACCGCGGCCGACCGGAAAUCAAGUCAGCCUUCUGCGGCGCCAGCUACCUGCCGCAGUACGGCGGGCGAGUCUGCAACAUCGAUCAGGUGUCGCAGAUCGGCAAGAGCGCUCAGGGGCUGCGCAUCACAUGGACGCCUCACGACAGCAAACGCUGAGACGGAAGUUCAUGCAAAUAUGGAUUUCCGUCCGGUUUCAUUUGGUGCAUAGGCUUAUCUCUUCUCUUUCUAGCCUAAAUUAAUACUGUUUCCGUACCCGUUGCUGGCUGUUUUCUUCUGGUAUGCAAUUAUAAUUGUUUUUGUCCGUGAAAAGUAAUUUAAAUGCGUCUUCUAUACGCUAAUGUUAUUUUUUAAAUAAAUUGAUUGGUUAG